Messenger RNA from Girardinichthys multiradiatus, 4936 nucleotides. RefSeq lists its product as uncharacterized. Gene Ontology annotation, molecular function: nucleic acid binding; methyltransferase activity. Bases 269 to 4528 code for a protein of 1419 amino acids. Gene Ontology annotation, biological process: methylation. NCBI's taxonomy places the organism in Eukaryota, Metazoa, Chordata, Actinopteri, Cyprinodontiformes, Goodeidae. The transcript has 4 exons. The record is from RefSeq and is a predicted model, not a curated record.
UCGCAGUUUCCUGGCUGGGAGCGCUGUUGCAGAAGAACAUGAGGAACUAGAGAAGGACCCACUAAAAACCUGGAUGACUAAGGGAGGGAAGGGUUAUGACCUACAGCGUUUGGCACAUGACUCAUAAAAACAUCUGCUAAGAGUUCAUGGAUGAGGAAGCGGAGAAGGGGAGUUUCGAUGGUUAAAAACGCUGCAGUUCGAGCGACACCUCGCAGUGAAACGGAGCAUUGUAUUAUCUACCUUCCAAGAAGCGUAAGAAAAUACAAAAAUGCAUUCAUUUGCACUUAUGAAGGCACCGACUCGUCAGGCUGGACCACCCCCCCAAGCCUUACAAGCUGCUACUAAUCUAUCCCCAGGUGCAUCAGGAGCUUGGUCUGCAAACAGCAUGCAACAGUACAUGGCGGGGAACACAGGAGUCAAACUGUCACCGAGUGCUAAUUUUGCCUCGCAGAAUGGAGCAAACCCUAGUAGACAGAUUGCAAACUGGCAGAGCUCUGAUACUUCACAUCAGGCAGCUCAAACCAAAAAGGCUUCACAUUUUAAGGAUUAUUACUUCCUCAGAAUGCUUCUUGGCCAGUCACAGUACAAAUUAAACAAAUUGCAAAAUGAAAAUGUUCCUGUGCCAACCACUUGUGUAUCUCAGACAGCCCCAAUGCAAAAUUCUCAUCAGUAUUUGGCAACCCAGAGUCUACAUGGUACUGUUGUCACAAAUCCUCCCUACGUCCAACAAAACACAUCAGUGUUUUGCAAACAGCCGGUUUCCUUUAAUGAGGUGCAGACAAACGGGACUAAGGAUACUUAUUCAAAUAUUCAACAGAGCAGGGCCAUGCAUCCUGCUGUAAACGGAGAUAUGACCAGAACCAUUUCAUCAUACAACCCUGCUCCCUCACUUCCUUAUGAGCAGGUGUUCAAUGCCAACACAGCACCAUCUGCAGCCGUUCAUAAUAGUCAAACUCAGAUAGCUCCUAACCAGAUUCACAGACAAAGUUUCUCCCAGGGCGGUUACUCUCAAAACUACCCACCAAGCUAUGAAAUGGCGACCUCUCAGUCAUUUAGGAACAACAGUGUUUCUACUCAAUGCACAUCUGCAAAUGCACAGGCUAUAAAUGGUUCUACCACAGGUCAGAUAAAUUGGCAAACUUCAGCUCAGUGCAAUCCUUCAUAUAACAACUGUGGAGGUUUCAGGAGCAUAAAUUCAUGGAAUCAGUACGAAAAGAACAGUUUUCAGAUGAAUACAAAUGGCCGUCCUUUAAACUAUGAUGCUGCACCUCAACAAAUGCUCAGGCAAAAUGUGCAUGCAAACAGUAUAAGUACGUCUUACACUGGCAGCCCCAACACGACCCAACAUUACGUCCGUAUGUCCAGAAUGUCUAGUCAAAAUAUUCAAACUGCAAACUUGGCUCGCUCUGAAAGUUACAGCUUGACUGCUAGCCAGUCUUUCCCUCUCUGUUCUGGACAACCUUUGCCUCAGACUGUUAUGUCAAGAGCACAGCACACUGUAAAUGCACCAUUUCAACAAAACCUGCCACCAAAUGCCUUGAGCGUCACAACAGCAGGGAACCACGGUGGAAGGGGCCAAGUGGUUCCUAUUAAUGAAACUGUGUCAAACAGAUGCCCAGUUGAAUCCAUGAGUAAUGUGGCGCAAGGAUGCAAGACAAUGUUAUUGGAGAGCAACGAGCCUGAAGCCUUUGUAGUAAGCCAUUCAAAUAAUAAUGGAAUGCCCUCGCCAUUCAAACAAAAUGACAUGUGUGCUUCCAUGUCUAGUCACACCAGCAUAAGAGCUGUUGCAGUUGUGCCCCCAUUGUCGCAGGAGGCGUGUCAGUCCCCUGCCAGCGCUGAACCUUGCAAAUCUGUAGAUGGUGCAGACAAAAUGUGCAUUUCACCCAAUGAAGCUACAAUCAGUGAGACUACAUGUGUAAGAGAGGAAUCUAAUUGGAAUCGAGUGACUCUGAACAAAGCAGCAUGUGAUGAUCGAGCUGUUUUAACUGUUUCUGACUCGGAGCCUGAAAGCUUGGCUCAAACAUCACAGUGGGAUAAUCAUGAAUCUGUUGUUCAUAAGGUAUCAGAUGUCUCAGCAAGUCCAAGUGGUUCUGGAAAACAAACUGAAGGGACAGUACCUUAUUCACCACCAGUUCAUGAGCUUUCUCUCAUCCCAACAAAAUCUUGGACCGCUGAGGCUCUGAACAAAUUAAUAUUGGAGACAGAUAAAGCUCAACCCAAGCCAAAGGACACUCCAGAUCAUUCAACUUUUGUCAAAAUACUGUCAAAGCUGUGGAAUAAAGACAUUGCAUUAUUUUUUAAGAACUAUGAGAGCUUUCAAUUGGAUAAGCUUUCUGAUGUAGAAAACUUCUGUGACACACACAUCAAAAGGAACACAGUUAUACUGACACAAGUUAACCCUGACUUUAAGGACCAACUCAAACGAUACAACAUCCUCAAAGAUGAUGAAGUGUACUCAGAACCUCCUUACAGAUCUCUUUGGUUGAAUGUCAACGAUCUGCUUGAUGAUAUAGAUAAAGAGUUUGGCUUCCCUUGGACUUUGAAGCGGCAUUUUUAUGUGGACGAAACCGAAAGCCAGGGACAUGACUUCCAGACUUCGGGGAACAUUCCGGAACAAGCUUUCAAUGAGACAGUGAACAAAGUCUCAUCUCCAGCAGAGUCUGAAUCAGUCGAAAUGAUUGAAGAAAGUGACAUUCCCCGGGACCCACCUGCUUCCACACUGGAGUCAUCAGGGAAAAGUUCCUUGGAAUCAAGCUACUCAUUUAAAAUAGAAGUUUUGCCUCCAGAGGAAGCCAAAGUCAUCUUUGAACAAAUACAGAAAAAGAAGCAACAAAGCUCUAAUUGUCUGAAAGAGACUGCUGUCAUUGGCUCUGGGCAGAGAGAGGAAUCUGAACAUAUGGAUCCUACUAUAAAUGAGCCCAAAGGGAAUGAUUCUUUAAACAAUCAGCUGGAAGAGAUUUGCUGCCUUGCAAGGUUUGUAGAAAUGAAUUUAAGAUUGGGCAAACCCCCCUCCCACUGCCAAUGCAGAGACAAACAAAAUGCAAACAAAGGCACUAUCAAGACACUUAAACCUGACCCUGACCAACUGUCAUCUGGCCAGGAUGUUAAUUGUCAAAGUGCUCAGAGUGGCUUUGAACUUUCCAGUAACCUUUGUCAAAUUAUUGAUUUGACUGAUGAUGGCGACAACCAACUUCUUUCGUUUUUUGAUGAAGAGCCAGAACCCAUUUUUCAGAUAAGUGCCUGCAGCCAGUCAAAUGGUGAAAGUGUAACCGACCAUAUGGAUGGAGAUCUUUCGGAUGACCUUACCAUUCCCAAAGAGAUGCACAAUCAUGUCUUCAAGAGGGGAGAAUCUGAGGAGGAGCGUGUACAAGAAGAGCUGCUAUCAGCAGGAGCUGUACAGUCAAGUGAUUCAGUGUGUUGUACUCCGGUAACCAAUUUUAAUCCUUCUAACACAAUGGAAAGGAAAGAACUGUUUCCAUUGCCCAACCAGAAAGAAAACUGUAAUCAAACUCGUGUAACCAAGGAUAAGUCCUCUUCAGAAAAGAAAACCCAAACUCAAGUCACUGACGCCAACAACCAGACAUCUUUAAGCCUCCAUGUUAAUAAUGAAAGACAUGUAAAAAAGGAAAAGAGACAAAGCAGUCUUGACCUUUAUUUUCCAUCCCUAAAGAAACCUAAAAAAAGCAACUUCUCAGUUGCCUCAGAACCAGAUCACACCUCUGAAGCUCAACAUUCAGCCUCUGAAGCGAAAAUUGCAGAAUUAGUAUUGUUUGGAGCAGGGCAACAAGAGGCGAGUGCUCAGUCUGAAAAAACGUUCCUGGUUUCUUCUCAAACAAGUCCAUCUUAUGAAAAACACAGACCUCCUGGAGUUCUGUCUGUUAAAUUGGACUCUUUAGGAAGGGACACCACUACAGCUGCCACAAAGGACUACUCUGUAAAACAGUUGAUCUAUGAUAAAUGGAGGAGAAGCGUUCCAACAGUUGCUUUUCGGCACAAAAACAAACUGAGAAGACACACCAGUAUACCUGCUUCUUUAUCUUUUGGGAACACACAGGAGAAGCAGACAAUUUCUCCUGAACUGAAACUCUCUGAUAGAACUAGAAAAUACAUUUUGAGUCUCAAAAAGAGGAGGGCUCUCACUGAACGGCGUCGACAUGAAAAGAUAAAGAGGAGUUACAGCGUCACAUUGCCUGAACAUCAGCAGGGAAGUGAGACUCAAAAUGAAACCAGUGACGGGAAGCCGGUCCAAGGCGGUAUUGUCUUGAAGUUCAGUCUCCUGCCCAAUACCUUCGACUUCACGGAAGGGUCUGCUGGAAUGAAGGAGGCAUCUGAACCAGUUUCAGAUAAGUUGGAACCAGUAGAAGAAAAAGCUCAGUUCCCUAAGAAAGCUUUAACAAAGACAAAAGGUACUUGGUAUCCAAGUCAAGCAAAGCAAUAUGAGCCUCUAUGUGUCUCCAAGAAUGUCGGCCUUUUCCAAGAGUAUCAGAAGAAAUACAAAGAGAAGACUCGGAAGUCAAUGGAUGAAUGAUCUUUUCUUCAUUUGACUCCUGUAUGUUAACAUUGUUAAUGACAAUGUGUUUGUACUGUAUAUUCAGGGAGUAGAUUAACGUCAGUGAUAGACUUUACAUCCCUGUGAAAGAGAUUCACUAACCUCAUUUCUGCUUCCUCAUCUCUUUAAAAAGCUCAAACUUUCAGACUGACUGUUACAUUUAUAUACUGUGUAUUUAUAUUGCAUAUGUACAUUGGUUAAGUGCUUUGCAAUAUUUGCAUGUUUCUUUUUUUACUUUUGUACCACAAAGUAUUCUAUUUUUUUAUUGUACUUUAAGUUUUUGUUUGAGAAACUUAAUGGGAAAGCUAUUAUAUUGUAUGAAACGUUCAAGCUGAUUAAACUUUUUUUUCCCACUUUGCUGUAUGAAUAAAUUCUGUUUGAUGAUUA